Penaeus monodon (black tiger shrimp) is the source of this 623-nucleotide messenger RNA. RefSeq lists its product as uncharacterized. Bases 73 to 432 code for a protein of 119 amino acids. NCBI's taxonomy places the organism in Eukaryota, Metazoa, Arthropoda, Malacostraca, Decapoda, Penaeidae. The transcript has 3 exons. The record is from RefSeq and is a predicted model, not a curated record.
AGUUAUCCCGUGAACACCAUCGAGUGACUAUCUACUCUGCUGCUUGUCCUGUCACGUUUCUAGAGAUACACAAUGGCUCAGGGAAUCACCUUCGCCGCCCUCCUCCUCGCCCUGGCCGCCCUCACGCACGCAGCCGACACCACCCACAAAAACGACGCACGACUUUUCUACGAUGACGGCAACUACUCCGUCAUCGACGGCAACUACUCCGUCAUCGUCGGCUUCCAGUGCCUCUUACUCAUUGGGGUCCUCUUACUGGCCCUGCCCUUGCUCCCGUCUCUCCUGGGGCUCUUCGGGACAUCAGCCAGUGUUGCUCAGCCCUACGAAUACGCCCCCGCUACCGGUUACGGUGCCUCUGCCCCAGCCUACGAUGAGAGGACCACCUUCUCUGUCCAGCAGUUAAUUGAGGAUGCUGUCAACAAGUUCCUGUAGAGACCGCGAGCAUAAAUGAAUUUGAUUCGAUAAUCAAAUAAGCAGAAAAAAAUCUGUUGCAAUGAUAAUUACUCGUUAUCAUCAAAAUCUUUCAACCUUUUUCUCCUGAUAAAGUGAACCCAGUGAUUGAUCUGUUAAUAGCUUGUUUACCAUGUUAUUUAUUUUAUAAUGUAAAUAAAUUGUUUUCUUUA